Acipenser ruthenus (sterlet) is the source of this 1301-nucleotide messenger RNA. RefSeq names its product apoptosis regulatory protein Siva-like. Bases 321 to 830 code for a protein of 169 amino acids. The transcript has 5 exons. The record is from RefSeq and is a predicted model, not a curated record. Gene Ontology annotation, molecular function: CD27 receptor binding. Gene Ontology annotation, biological process: extrinsic apoptotic signaling pathway. Lineage: Eukaryota; Metazoa; Chordata; Actinopteri; Acipenseriformes; Acipenseridae.
UCCCUCAGCGGUGGUGUGCGCAGGCGUGUUCCGGAUUGUCUUCUGCGCAGGAGGACGGCGUCCUGAGCCGGUGGCGGAGCGGGUUUCUUUGCCGCGGUGUAAAUAAAGUUGUUUUUUUUUUUCUGUUCGGCGGAAUCGGCGUCUCGCCCGAGUAACUGCGGGUGUGUAACCCGGCGAGCCGCCUUCAGGUCUGCGUGCAGGUUUGAAGAACCGGCUUGUUUGAGGACGCUGCGUAAUAAAAAGGCGUUAAGGGGUCUGCCGUGAGCGGGACUCGAACCCGGGUCCUGUGCGGUUAGUCUCCGCUCCCGUCUCGCACAGACAUGCCGAAGCGCCGCUGCCCGUGGGCCGACAGCGCCCCCCUGCAACUGAAAACACACGUGACGCAGAAGGAGGUGAACGAGGGCGUGGCCAGAGACACGAACAUGACGGCUGUGUACGGUAGGAGCGAGCGCACAAAGUCUCUCCUGUUCUCUGGCGCUCGCUCACUCAAGUAUAGUGACUGCUCUUUGAACCCCGAAUCCGGCGAUGUGGGGGACCCCCCAGCCGGGCCACUGCAGGGGUCAGCCAGGGGUCAGAUGAAGCUGGGGCCACAGGGGAAGCUACUGAAGACCCCGUCCGACAAAACAGAGCCCCCCUUCCCGCCCCCGGGCUGUGCCCUGUGCUCGCGCGCUGGCUCUAGCGCCCCCUGUGUCCGCUGUGAGAAGGCAGCCUGCAGGAGCUGCCAGCGUUGGUGCAGCCUGUGUCAACAGACCUUCUGCUUCCUGUGCUGCGCGCCCAACUACGAUGAGAGAGACGAGCGUUUGAUUUGUGUCGACUGUCCGGCUCUGUGAGGGGGGGGUCGGGGGUUGGGGGCACAAUUCCCUUUUUAAAAUCAAUUCCCAAAAUCAAUUCCCAAUUCGCAAUCUCUUCUUAAUGAAUUCCGCGCCAUCGUGGAUCAUUCUGUUACGCUGGGACCGAAGCCGCUGUCUGCUGGUCAAUUAAAACAGAAGGAAAAAAAAUCCCUUCUUUUUAAAACGUCAAUUCCAUUUUCUUCGAGAGGAAAUUGGGCAAUUGAUUUGAAAAAGGGCCCCGAUUUCGCGCCCCGCCCCCCGGGACCCCUGUUGUGUCGGGUCUCUAUUAAAAUCUCGAGGGGCGCUCUGUGAUGUCCCGGAUGAGCACGCCCACGCUGAGCAGCAUUUCAAACUCGCGAUGCCUUCCUCGCGUUUGUGUUUCUCUACUCCUGAGAUUUUUGUAACUCUUGCAUCGAUGUAAAUGGUUUUGUAAUAAUAAUAAUAAAUACGAAUUAAUAAAGUUUUUUUUUU